AUGAACUGCCCCAAAGUAUCAACGGAGAAGGGUCACUGCUGCAACUGUGGCGGUGAUCACAACGCCAACUACCGUGGGUGUCCAGCCUACAAGGAAGCCAGAGAGGCAGCUGUCCAGUUGAGCCGCAAACCCCGGCCAACAAAACCAGCGGCGAGGCGACCAACAGCCCAGCCGACUAAGCGGCCUGCGCGGGACGAGUCACCAGCGGACUCCGCAUCAGAGGAUGAAGCUGAGGACGACAUGCCGCAGAAGAAGCGCCGGAGGAAACCUCGCUACCCGGCCAACCGACUGCCUCGCCCGCCGGCAUCUGUGGCUGACCUUCCGGUCACAAAGAGGCCCAGGGCGACUCCCAGGCAGAGAAUAGAGUGGCCGCCUACACCAGCCACUCCGCCGCAACAAACGGAGGCGCCAGCAGCCGAUGCAGCAGCAGAAGCCGCCGCCCCCGCCCAGCGCAGCCUUCAAGCCGUCUUGGCCGAGAUAGCUGCGCAGCUGACCGCCCUCACCGGGCUCUUCACCGAAGCAGUGGCCCUCAGUGGCACGCCGACCAGCUGCUAG
Homalodisca vitripennis (glassy-winged sharpshooter) is the source of this 555-nucleotide messenger RNA. RefSeq names its product transcriptional regulatory protein AlgP-like. The coding region runs from base 1 to 555 and encodes 184 amino acids. The transcript has a single exon. Lineage: Eukaryota; Metazoa; Arthropoda; Insecta; Hemiptera; Cicadellidae. The record is from RefSeq and is a predicted model, not a curated record.